Messenger RNA from Thrips palmi, 4249 nucleotides. RefSeq names its product zinc finger protein 64-like. Gene Ontology annotation, cellular component: nucleus. Bases 345 to 2525 code for a protein of 726 amino acids. The record is from RefSeq and is a predicted model, not a curated record. Gene Ontology annotation, biological process: regulation of transcription by RNA polymerase II. The transcript is spliced from 12 exons. Gene Ontology annotation, molecular function: RNA polymerase II transcription regulatory region sequence-specific DNA binding; DNA-binding transcription factor activity, RNA polymerase II-specific. NCBI's taxonomy places the organism in Eukaryota, Metazoa, Arthropoda, Insecta, Thysanoptera, Thripidae.
CACAGCACAAGCAGGUCGUUGUCGUUUAUUGUGGUUGGAGGUUAGACUUUCUUCCAAACAAUGUAAUUUUGGCCCUUUUCGACUCUUUCGGUCACCCUUUCUCGUCCAACAUGAGGUCGGUAAAAUAGUGGGCCGAUGCGUCCCGUAUUAAUAUUGUAGUAUGAAAGCUUCCUCCAGAGAGAGGCAUCUUCAUCAAGAUUGCUCUUACUUGAGGUUAUGAAUUUUAAAAAGAAGAACGUUAAACAAACCCAACCAAGAACUCUUCUUUUUUCAAAAUUGUCCCAGCGGGAUGUCAUGAUCAAUUUGAAAAAUUAAAAUUGGUUCUGUCUCUCUACAGCUUCAAAAUGGAAAUUGAUAUAAAAGAUUUGGAGGGUGUUUCCCUGUUACCAUUGCCUGAUGGUAGAGUGGCGUAUGUUGACAAGUCAGGAACAGUGUAUAUGUGUGGCUUGAAAGAGGAGUCCCUAUCUGACGAGUUACAAACAACACUAGGUGGUGGAUUUGGUGGGGAGCUCUCUGAUGCAGGGGAACAGGAUGAAACUCAAUUUGUUAUGUCAAAUAUAUUUUCUGACCAGUGUGCAAACCUAAUCCUGGCAGCUCCUGAGGAAACAGAUCUGAUUGGUAAUGGUGGAAUUAUGCAAGAUGAAGAGGAAGAGCCCCAACUUAAUGUGGGUCUAAUUGAUGGGCUUCCAAACAGCUCAACAGGAACUGGUUUUGGCAUCUUCCAAGUAGAAGAUGAAUGCGUUGAACAAGUAACUCUUUUCAAGUGCAGAGCUUGUCUAUUUACAGCUCCAGAGAAGAUAUCUAUUGUAAAUCAUUUCACCAAAGUGCACCUUAAUGUCUCGGAGCCCACCAAUACUUUUUUCUCUCCACCGGGCAGCAUUCCAGUAAAUGAAGAAUUUGAACGGCUCGCACAAAGUGUGGCCGCUGAUACUCAAAGCAUCUGUGAAGAUGAGCAAGAAAAUGAAACUGAACAGCUCCUCUUCUUGUGCGUCCAGUGCCAAGGGGCAUUCGAAAGCAUAGAGCUCUGCAAACUACACAUGAUUCAGGAACACAAGUUUGUGUCAGGCAGUGGAAAAUCUCAACCAAAGACUGAUAUCGGUCGUGUCCCUGAGCUGACCCCAUCUCUCACCAAUGUAGCUGCACCUGGCAAUAUUCCUAUAAUGACGCUCACGGAUGAUGGAGGCAUUCAAAUGACAUGGCAAGCUGUUGAACUGCCAAAUGCAUCAGCUGUUGCAGAAAAUUCUACCCAACAGGUUUUUGAUGAUAAUUCAAAUAAGGAACCAGAAAAGUUGCCUACAACAACAGAAAACAAAUUGGGAAGUUCCCCAAAGGAAGAGGCACAGAAAGUAAAACUGAGGACAAGGAAAAUAAAGUGCUCUUUCCAUUCCUGUCUGUCAAAGUUUUCUAAUGAAAAAUCACUUCAAACUCACAUUUCCUGCCACUCUAAAAACAAAGCUCUGAAAGAAUUUCAUUGCAUUCACUGUGAUGAAAAAUUCAACAGGUGGCGCCUGUGUUCUGCACAUUUGUGGCGUGUUCAUAAGGUAGAUGUUGAUCUCCUAACCUGUCCAGUAUGUCAAACCUACAAAGCUGCCACUCCAAUGAAGCUAGAAAUUCACAUGCGCACUCAUGGCGAUCUGAGACCAUUCCGCUGUAAAUUGUGUCCCAAGAGCUAUAAGCAAGCAGCGCAGCUUCGAAAUCAUUCUACAAGUGUUCAUGGGGACAAAAAUGUCAAAGAUGUGAAUCCUCGUUGGUACAUGGAACAACAGUGCCCUCAUUGUGGGAAGACUUAUUCUAAUGCUAAAGGCUUGAAAAGGCACAUACAAGCAGUCCACAGUAAAUUGAAACCCUAUGUAUGUUCGGUUUGCGGACAUUCUUCUGCUUGUAAAGCUAUGCUGGCACUACAUUUGCGUCAGCAUACUGGGGAGAAACCUCAUGCUUGCACUCAGUGUGAAUACCGUACAGGAGAUCACAAUUCCCUCAGAAGGCAUAUGAUGCGACAUACGGGUCAGCGAGCGUACAAGUGUCCUUAUUGCUCUUAUUCUGCAAUUCAAAGCAACAGUUACAAAGCUCAUUUGAGGAAUCGUCAUCCUGGAGAGUCAGGUUUCUUUUCCUGCUCUUCAUGUACAUUCCAGACUGUCAGUCAGGAUGCCUAUGUUCAGCAUGUUGCAGACCAUCAGAAAGGCUUAAUUGCUCCUAAAGAAGAUGUUUCUAAUAAUGAUGAGGAAGUAGAGUACUUUCCUGGAAACGUGGCUGCAGCACACCUUGUUUAUCGAUAUCUGGGUACAUUUCUGCAAGAACCUGGCCGUAGAUUGCCUCCUGCCAACAUAACUGAUUCUCGGACAUCUGCUGAUGGAACAACUCAAUCAAUCACCAUAAAAAUACCCUCUCAUGAAGACCCUAUAGUGGAGGAUGAUGAAUCUUCACACUCUUUCUUCCUUAAAGGCACUGAUGAUGAUAUUUGCAUUGAUACUGGUGGAAUUACUAUCCCUGCUGAACCAUCUGAUCUGGCUUUAAUAGAGUCUUAACUUAGAACUUUUCUUUUAAACAAAUAGUAAUUUUUUUCUUAUUAUUAAUCAUCUACUUAUAAAGUUGUUUUUUUUCCCUGCUUCUGUUUCUCAAUUAGUAGUUAUUUGUUACCAAUUUCUGUGGCUUUUUUUGUUUUUACUGUUAUUGUUUUGAUAAUGAGACCCUGUACAGAAUUGAUUUGUGAUAGUCCGUUAGUUAUCAUCUAGUAACCAACAUCAGCACAAAAAGUUAAAUCAGUUCUGUAGUUCCUGCUAGAUGUGGUGCAUAUGGCUUGGCGUUUUGCUAUCUUUUGUCUCUGUGCUUACUAAGUAUGUGAGUCAUUUACUAUGUUGUAACUUAGUCAAGUGCUACAUGACGCAUCUGCCAAAGGAACUGGUUGAAGAUAACUUUGUGGUGCAUACUCUGUGGUCAAACCCGGUUUAUGAUAGAUUUAAUUUUGGUCCAUAGUAAGCUGAAGAGCAGACCUUUGCCCCUUAGCCCGGAUAGAAUUGUUAACCUCUGUCUAGAGGUCAGACUGGACGGUAGAGGCAGAGGUAGUCUGUUCACUACACAUUAGGACCUAAAUGUACUAUACACCAAGUGUAGCUGCUGUAAGUUUCUGUCUGGAGGUUUUAAUUUAUUUAACUUAAUCAGAGAAAAGGAAAGAAUGUGUUUUUUCCUUGUAGAUUCAAUUGAUUUAGUGAUGUGGAGACUGAAUAUGUAAUGUUUUAAUUAUUAAGUGAUUUUAAUGCAUGUAAGACAUUUGAAUAUACACAGUCCUUUGCCAGUGUAGGGCAACAUUGCAUGUUUGGUUGCUGUGAACAGAGAGUACCCACCUUUAGAAGGGUUCAGUGAUCUUAGAAAGAAGUGUCUGUAGACAUAUUUUCUAUUUUAAUUCUGUCUCUGUGCCUCUUGUCUAUGACAGUGACAAAUAUGUUAAGUAUGAAUUUUACUACAAUGUUAAGGCCAGAAGACCUUAAUGCAUUUUCUGUGAUUGCACAUUUGUGCUGUGAAGAAAAGUGCUGUGAUGACUAAGGCCAUGGUAUGUGUUUAUACUGCUGUGCAAGAUCGUACAAUCAUUGUAGAACUAGUGGAUGUGCCAAAUGUUUGUGCUAUUCACAUUUUGUUCAUUUGUGGAUUCGCAUGUUUGAGAGAGUAACGUUAGGUCUAUAAAGUCUCUUGAUGGAUUUCUAAUAGGAGUAAGAAGUCACUACUUAUACUUAAAAAGUUUCCCACCUUUUAUCAACUGUAUACAGAAUGGAGAAAUUGUAUGAUAGGUUAUUUAAGACUGCAACCAGACGGGCAUCUAUGAGGGUCCUCUCUGCUCCUUAUGGUUUUGACCUUGUCCAUUGCUAUCUAAAAUCCAUGUUUGAUUAAUAUUCUAUGGUGUGAUGUACAAAAAGCUUUCCUUCGUAAAAAUUGUCUUGAAACACUAGACACACUUGAACUGUACAAAAUAUUAGCAUUGUUUUGCAAGAAUGAUCUUUUUAGUACAAUUUAUUUGUAUUGAGCAUGAUCCUUCACAUGGUGUGACUAAUGCAAGGAUUUGAUUUAAUUUUUUUUUUAAGGUGUGUUUCAGUGUGGGGAAUAAACUGGUAGGCAAGUAGAAGUAGAAGUUAUUGAUUUAAAAAGAGUUUUAGUAGAAUGUCAUAUAAUACUGUUUGGACAUUGCAUGCAGCCUUAAUAUUUAAUGUCAUGGUCUCAAAUAUAUAUGUACCUAUAAAUAAAUCAAUAUUUGUAACAA